Molecule: messenger RNA, 1386 nt
Organism: Colletotrichum fioriniae
Lineage: Eukaryota; Fungi; Ascomycota; Sordariomycetes; Glomerellales; Glomerellaceae
Source: RefSeq, a predicted model, not a curated record
AUGGGUACCGGUGUGCCAUGUCCGAACCCGAUCCCUCGAAAAGCCAACGUGAUCGUCCCGACGACAGCGCCGCCGACGACGACAACGACGACUGUCGCCCGCGUCAGUUCCCCGCCGUGUUCCGUAUCGCGAAAGCCGAGUAUAGCGACGGCCUCGAGCGUCGGUAGCCCUCCCGACGACGCUUCGUCCGACUCGUCAACCGAAUCAGCAUCGAGUCCCCCGUCAAAGAUCCUCGAGUCGCUCAGCCCAUAUGGUAGCACGCUGGGCCGGUUAGACACCGUCGAACGCAACUCCUUAUCGCGGCUACUGCACAAGUCCAACUUUAUGCAGUACUUCAUCAGCCCAACGUUCGUCGACAGCAUGCAGCUGGACAUGACAGUCCAUCUGUUUUCCAUGUUCGACCAGGGCAAGGACGCCUAUAUCGCCAUGUACAGUGCGUUUGCGUCAUCCAUGGGGUUGGAGACGGGCGAGUACGAUCCGGAAGCGAAUCUACACCGCGGCGCAAUGGCUGUCGAACACCUUCGAUCCUGUCCAUUGCCUACACUCAAGCGCGACGAACUGCUGCCGUGGGCUGGCUUGGGAUUGGGCAUCGUGUACUUUUCCAACAUGGCCCUUGGUACCAGUGCGGCGCCCGUACGGCGAUACGUGCUUAGCCACAUUCGCCAUCUUCUAGGAACCUCACAAAUUUCCAGCUCACGGACACACUACAUCCUCGUAUACAUGACGGCUGUCGACAUCAACGAAUGCCUCAUGCAGCGCGAACUUCCAGUGUGUGGAAUCGCACCCCCCGAAUCGGGCCAUGUUGAUGCGUACGUUGGCGUGUGUAUGCCAUUGCUGCAACACAUGUACGACUUGUGCCGCAUCAGCUAUCAUCUCUACCACGAAGUCGACGUCGAAGAACAGACGCAAGCGUUGGACGAAGUGGAGCAAGCAGUCGAAGCAUGGCAGCCCGUCAUUCCUCCAGACUUUACAAACCGCUUCACCACGACCGAAGUCAUCCACAUGCUGGCCCAAAGCCGUAUCUACAAGACGGCAGCGAUGCUGUACAUUCACCGUCUACGGUACAAGUUUGGCGAGAAGGAUGACAUGGCCUCCGCAAUGGCAAAGAGCAUCAUCUCGGACCUGCAGAUGACGCUGACAGUCUCACAAGACAAGCAACGCUGCGUCAGCUUCCCGUACACCCUUGCAGCCAUCGAAGCAAAGGACGCGGCUGAGCGGGAGACAGCGAUGGAUGCCAUCAAGUCGCUCAUCGACAGCGGUAACAGCAAGUACCGCAGCAGUAUGGAGACAUUCCUCAAAGCCGUGUGGGAUAUUCGGGACAACCAGCCGGGAGCAUCUUGGCUCGACUUCAUGCAAACUCUGCCGCCGAUCUCGGUGGGCGUAUAG